AUGGAUACUACAAAAACAGCCUUACCACCCACAACAACAACACCAACGACAAAUUCCAAAUCCUCAGCAUUUUCAAUAGAAAAUAUUUUGGAACAAAAAUCGGAAAAGAAAACGCCUCUCAUAAAACCCUUGAAUGUUAUAACCAAACAAAUUGCCACAUCACCUGCCACCGCAACGGGAGAAUCGUAUCCUCUACCAUCUCCCACCAACAGCAGCAGCCUAUCUCAAAAAACACCCGAUCUUGAACAAUACUCCGCCUUUAAAAAUCUCACAUUAAAGCAACCGGAAUCGCCGAACACAAUGUUACCUCAGAACCUGCAAACAAAUCAGUUAUUGCCUGCACAUCAUCAUCCGCAAUUACCUGCGCCAACUUCCCCAUCCGGCCCUGCAAAUUUACAUUUUGAUUCGUUGUACGAUCCAGCCGCUUCGCUGUUCUAUCAACAAAUUUUGAAUUUGCAAAAAAAUUCCGCCUUUUUAAUGCCCCAUUUUCAGGCGGCAGCAGCUGCCGCGGCCAUGGCUAAUGCUGCGGCAGCUAAUGGAGUACGAAGUGCCGCCGCCAAUACACCGACGGUAUAUUGUGAUCCCGCAUAUGGGCAAUUUUUGGAUUGUGAAGGUUUCCCUGCCAAUGCCUCUGCCGCUGCUGCCCUCUACUGCAAUGCCGCUGCCGGUUAUCCCGGUUUCUAUAUGCCGGGGUUUGGUGUCAAACGUAAGGGUGGUCAGAUACGAUUCACAUCGCAACAAACUAAAAAUCUCGAAAAUCGCUUCAUCUCAUCGAAAUAUUUAUCACCCGAAGAGAGACGCCAUCUGGCCAUACAGCUGAAGCUGACAGAUCGUCAAGUGAAGACAUGGUUUCAAAAUCGUCGUGCCAAAUGGCGUCGGGCAAAUCAAGCUAAACGUUCGGCAGCCCAUUAUGCCAAUAUGCAGCAACAUCAAACGUCUUCUGCCCCUACGGCCGCCGCCAUUGGUACAGGCGGCGGAACUCUGCCCUCCAGCGCAACAACAAGUGUCAUUAAAACAACAACAACAAAUAACACAAAUCCGCAUUUAAGUGCCGAAGAACAACAAUUUCUAUCGGAGAAUAGUGAAAGUGAUAUGGAUUCGGAUGAGGAGGUCUAUGUCCAAGAUAGGCCAAGGUCGGAGUGA
Messenger RNA from Musca vetustissima, 1143 nucleotides. It is a transcript of the gene HHEX, whose product is annotated as hematopoietically-expressed homeobox protein HHEX. Gene Ontology annotation, molecular function: DNA-binding transcription factor activity, RNA polymerase II-specific; DNA binding. The record is from RefSeq and is a predicted model, not a curated record. The transcript has 2 exons. NCBI's taxonomy places the organism in Eukaryota, Metazoa, Arthropoda, Insecta, Diptera, Muscidae. The coding region runs from base 1 to 1143 and encodes 380 amino acids. Gene Ontology annotation, biological process: regulation of DNA-templated transcription.